AUGAGCGACCGCAAUGAGGGCGCAGACGUGCUGUCGUUCGGCUACUUCCAGGGCUACUCCAACAUCAAGAGAAGCGUGCGCCAUAGCGCUAGCGCCCUCCUCGCGACGAAGGGGCGGGAGAGGCUGCUGCGUCGUAUCCGUGGCGACCUCACGCCCGAGCAGCCUGAGGAGUCUAAGCCGUUUGCGCGAGAGCGCAGGCAGCUGGACAUCGCUAUCGAGAAGGAUGAGGUGGCAUACCGGAUGGAGCAGGUCGUAUCACUCAAUAUACGACAUAUGGAUAGUGUUGAGCGCACAUUCGAGAACGUCAUUCGCCCUAUCUUCCAACUCAUGCGCUUCUUCCUCACAGAGCAUGAGUCGUAUGUCCAUAUCUUUCGGUCUAUACCAGUGGAAAUCUUCCCGCGUAUCAUGUCAGCCUACUGCCGCCUGUUUGAGCUUGCUAUCAGUGAGAUGGACCGGCGUUACGUUAUUGGCGGCGAGCGCGGCCUAGACCUCGCACACUCCGAGGCCGUCGCAGUACUUGACCGGCUUGGUGGGUAUAUCUUCACUGGGCAUGAGCGCCACCUGCCGAAGACAGUGCUCCGGCCGCUAGGCACCAUCGACAGCCUUCUAGCUGGGGCGUGGCCCUACAUCGACCCAGCCGUACUAGACCUCGGUCCAGCCGGGGUAGCAACUUGCUUCAUGGACACUAGCCGGUGGCCCCGCUCUACGAAGACGGGAAGGCUUAUACUGCUCCAUAUUAGCGAGCUACAGCACCACUACGGCGACCGCAUUGCCUCCCACCGGGAGACUGAGAUCUGGUUCAGCCAGCUAGGCCAAGACGCAUUCAAGAGCCAUGCAGCCGUGACGGAAUAUGCGACGGAACUCCUGCGGGAGAUGUGGAUCCCACAGACGAAACUCUUCAUAGCCAACCAACUACGGCGCAGGCUGCAACAAGGUAGUAGCGACACUAGCAGCAUACCUAUCACCUUGGAGCAGAAAGAGGCGUGUAAGUCUGCUGUCGAGGCGUGGGAAGCAGCGCCAGACGCCUUUACCCACGUGGCGCUGCAGCGGCUAACUAACGGGCUCACCUCGGGCGGCUCGCGCAUAACAAUAACCUUGUCGAGGACGCGCACCAGGCAUGACUUUGCAACUGAGCUUCUCCGCGUUGUCUCUACCGAGAAAGGGCGGGCGGCGUCCGCGCCAGUUAACGCGACAUGGCCGGAUCAUCUACAGGCGGCCAUGACUAGCAGCAACCAGGCUAGCAACGGGCUCAAGCCGGACGAGUGGGUCUCUGUGCUGGCUGGCCGACUCCUUGCGGCCGGUGUUGAGUGGGUGCCUGACGCCGUUAGGGGCCGCUUAACGUCAACAACCGUCGUCAGCCUGCGCGGCCGAGAGGUCGCGCACGCAGUAGUAACCGGCCCGCCUGGCUCCCUGAGGCGCGCGGCGCAGGAAGCUCAAAUCAAGCACGAGAAAGCUGCGCAUGACAGGGCGCUGCGGCAGACGCGCAGAACCAUCAGCUUCGGCUGCGGCUUCCCCUUCACCGACGUCCCCAGCCUCAUCACGGACGGUUUUCUCAAGGCUAAGGCGAUCUUCUCUAACAAGGGCGACCUACGGGUUCUAGACCACUAUCAGCUGGCGAUAAACUGCCUCUCUAACAACAUCGACGACCCCCUCUGUUGCCUGAUGCUGAUGAUCACAUUGACCGUUUGCUCCUCAUCGGAAACGCCAGAGGUUGCGCCUGGGUCGCGCGAAUUCGGGACCGCAGCCAAGAGGAAGGACCCGGCCCAGCUGGCCCUCGUCAUGGUCACGAGGAUGAUGUGGUUCCUCUACCCCGCCUCUUUCCCCUGGAAGAAGGGUUCAAGUGGGACGGCCUAUGAUGUAGCCGAGAUGACGAAGAAGAUUGGUACAGUAUAA
Molecule: messenger RNA, 1893 nt
Organism: Colletotrichum chrysophilum
Lineage: Eukaryota; Fungi; Ascomycota; Sordariomycetes; Glomerellales; Glomerellaceae
Exons: 2
Coding region: 1-1893 (630 amino acids)
Source: RefSeq, a predicted model, not a curated record